GAUUAUCUUCAUUAACUGACAUUCAUGGAAAGAAAAUUAUGGAAAAAUUAAUGAAAAUAUAUUCAGAUCCUAUUCAAAAUUUAGAUAAUCGAUUACGUAUUGGUGAAGCAAUUUUACAAACUAUACAAAGAUGUGGUGAUGUAUUAGGAAAAUAUAUACUAAAUAAAGAUCAAAAUAAGAUAUUACGUAUAUCAGCUUUAAGUAUUAUUGGAUUUGCGUGCGAAACUUCUCCAUUAGCAUUAACAACUUGGUUUCGAGAUAUUGUGGAUUGGAUAUUAAAUAUUUUGGAUAUUCAAAAAGAUGUAGAAAUUCGAAGAGAUUUAUUAGAAAGAAGUUGGCGAACAUUAAAAUAUGUUGAAGAAAUUGAUAAUGAUGAUUUAAUUAAAUAUCAUGCAAGAGUUGGAAUUAGUAUUUUAGAAACCAUUUCACAAAAUGAAUUAAUGGGAAUUAAUAAU
This is a messenger RNA of Dentiscutata erythropus, 455 nucleotides long. The record is from the annotation of a GenBank genome assembly. NCBI's taxonomy places the organism in Eukaryota, Fungi, Glomeromycota, Glomeromycetes, Diversisporales, Gigasporaceae.